This is a messenger RNA of Mercenaria mercenaria, 7322 nucleotides long. RefSeq lists its product as uncharacterized. Gene Ontology annotation, molecular function: SH3 domain binding. Gene Ontology annotation, biological process: signal transduction. NCBI's taxonomy places the organism in Eukaryota, Metazoa, Mollusca, Bivalvia, Venerida, Veneridae. The transcript has 15 exons. The record is from RefSeq and is a predicted model, not a curated record. Bases 290 to 1567 code for a protein of 425 amino acids.
UAAACAUUCCGGUUUAGUGUACCCGGUAGAAACCAUCUAUUAUCUACGCAUUUAUAAUAAUAGAAGGUAUUGUGCGGAUGUAAAAUUUUUGAAUGACUGAAAGAAAAAGUGUUAGUUAUGACAUUCAGAGUUUAUGUGAGAACAAAUUAUAAGCAGACAUUUAACAAAACAUCCAACUGUAGAAAAGGGGAUAACAAAGAAACUGGAGUUAUAUUCCACUUAAUAAAGAAGAAUUUGUAACUCACGUUGUGGUGAAGUACGAACAAGUUUUCCACAAAUAUGAUAAAUAAUGGAGAUUAUUGCUGAGCCUUUGAAUAUAGGUGCAAGUGACUUAUUGAAAGGAGUUGAAUAUACAUAUUGCGGAGGAGUAUAUAUCCAAAGUGAAACACUUCUUGGAAGAAAAUGGAAAUCGCGAUAUGCCAUAAUUUCUCAAGGUUGUUUGUACAUAUAUACUAACAAGAAUGCGAAGAAAACAGAAUGUUCGUAUUCUUUAAAACAGUUUGUAGGUGCGGUGGAAUGUGGUCCUGAAAAUGGAGAGGAUAUUUGUUUCUGCCUCAGAUACAAAAAUGCACGAGCACCUUUAAUUUUCUCCUGUGAUACCUUGGAUAGAAGAGAAAAAUGGAUUGAUAAUUUCUGCUCAGAAAUUUCGGAAGUUCAGUCAACAUUAUAUAAUGUGUCGGCUGAUAGCGGAUUCGGAAGUGCAGCCACAGUGCCUAAGAAUAGAUUAAAGGUACAUCACGGAAAGGAAGAACCAGCAAGGUAUGACGAAGUUAAGGAAAGCCAUUUCAAAGAAGCAACAUGUUCUCCAGUCCAAGCAUGUGAAGACGAUAGGAAAUAUGACUUUCCGAAAGUAUUACGUGGAGCAACGAGCACUGACCAGGACAGGUUUUAUGAAAAUGUGGAAACUAAACAUACAAAUACAACUUUUCAGUCAGAAAUUUCCAGAGUGAAAUCGAAAGCUUUUACAAACGAACUUAAGCUAACGAUUGGUAGAAGACAAGCUAAUAAAACAUCAAUGGCGGAGAAAGGACCAUUGCAUACUACAAAAUCUUUGUUCGCAAAAGGCUUGACGGCAUCCAGUCCAUUUACUGAAUCAUCCUUCGGGUCUAUACGUAGUGCUGCAGAAAAAUCCUUAUCUCACCUGUCUGUGAGAAGGCAGGAAAGCUUGUAUGACAAUGAUACAGACGGUAGAAGAAAUAGCGACUGCACAUCACGAAAAACAAUUUCUGAAAACGCGGAAGAGUUGAAAAGCAUGAAGAGGUUUGAAAGCUACGAGUAUUUUUGUGACCAGAAGGAAAAAGCAAAAAGGUUAUUAGAUAGAAUGACUGACGGAGUAUUUGCAGUUAUUCCUGGUGAAUCGACAAAACACGUGCUUUGUGUCAAGACACCAAAGGGAUUGAAAUAUUUUCGUAUACAUUGGCGGAAUGAAAGAGUGUCCCUCUACAGAUCGCAUCAGUGUGAUACAUUUCCUUCUUUGGACGAUUUAUUGUCUUAUUACAGCGCCAAUGAGUUACCAGCAGCGGAUUAUGGAGCUAAACUCCAAAAGGGAUACAAUAGUAUGUCGUAAAUAUGUGAUAUGUUACGUAUAUGAAACAUAGAAAACAACGUACAAGUUGCACUAGGUAGAAUACUACAAUGUACAAUAAACCAUUGAUGUUGACGUGUGGUUUAAUAUCAAACAGUAUUAUAAAACACAACAGUGUUGCAUAUAUAUAUACUUCUGAUUUUGUACUGUUUAAACCUUAUUGUACUUUUGGUUCAUGAAUGUAGUGCUAAUAUAAUUUAUACUAGGCAUACACGUAACAAUAUGCAUAUUGGCACAGAAUCAACUAGUUUAAACAUAUUUUAUUGCCAAUAUAUACAUAUAUAAACAGAUAACUACGUCAAUUGUACAUAUAAUAGGCAAAAGGGUCGACCCACAAGUUCUCGCAACAUUAGUAACGGGUCUUUCCUAAUGCAAAUACAUGUAUUUACAUAUUUAAUUUACAACAAUGACAACUAAUAAAGAAUCAACUAACCAUAUAAAUGAAACUGUCAUAUACAUCCUAAUUUAUGCUUUGUCUGGUUCUGUUCAUUUUUUGUAUGUCAAGGUUUUGAAAACUAUCGAGCUGAUAUCUGUUGAAAUUAUCCGCAACAUACAGUUGGUUAGCUCCUCAAAUUAAGGUAUUUGACUUUCAGACGAUAGGAAGAAGAUCAUUUAAGUGUAUAUCAUCUGAAGUCAGGUAACGGCCUGUCUGCAUUUUGAGGUAGUUCUGCGUGUUUGAAAAUACAUUAAACCGUAUUUUUUCAAACUUCUAUGUACCAGUUUGAAAGCAUUGGUCAUUUUUUUCAAUUUUAACAAAGAGUUUCUAUGGAAGAUGAUACUUUGUAUGACAUUUUCGCGUACAGAAAAUUUCCAAAGUGUAUACUUUUCCUGAAAUUUUUCAUAGGUGUAGGUUUAGUUAUUUUCAUUCAUAAGGCUAAACAAAAUUCAUUGGUCCUUUCACAAUUCACCAAAUAUAAGUUAGAUUCUUUGCACUGCUACUUGCUUUUUAUUAUAAUUUUAUAUGAUUUGUUUUGUACGUCAGCACCUGUCAACUCGUCAAAAUCAUUCUUAAGGAAAUACAGGAGCGGUGACUGUUCAAACACUCAAAACACUGGAUAUAAUAGUUUCUGCAGUAUUUGUGAUAACCGUUUAACAGCUACAAGGCAUUACUCUAGAUAUUCCGAAUAAAUGACGUUACGCUGUCGUUUCUGGUUAAUCAAUCGAGCAGCUGCCUGAAUAGGCACAGUAUACAUAUAUACGUACAGGGAAGUGUCCCACUUCGUGUUCGUCAUUAUGAGACUCUGACAUAAAAAUUGUCACAAACUGACAUACGGGCCUCAAUGUAUCUGUAGUUUAAUUGCAGGUAUUUCUUCAUCUAUUUGUAAAUUAUUGAGUUAUUGAGGUAAAUGUCAGAUUUUACACAUAAAAUACCUCUGAUGUUUUUCUGUAUUUUAUAGCUUCCAUUUCCAUGUAAAUUUAAUUAAAUUCGGUUCAAUAAUAAGAAAGUUGAUAUUUUUUUAGACUUCAGCUAUUAAUGUUUUUAUCUCCAAAACCACUAUAAUGAGCCUUAAAUUGUCCAAUUCAAAUCCGCGCCAAUGUAGUUGGAUUUCACGGCUGUAUCGUGAUUCCCGUGAAAUCUAAUAUUUGGCGGGACAUAAACCCUUCAAAUAGACUGGACUAGAUAUCUUAUAGUGCACAACAUUUUAUGACAGUCUUGAGACGAACUUAUGUCAUUUUGAUUUUUAUUGGUAGAAAUUUUGCUCGAUCGAGGUAAGAAAUUUAUUUGUUAGAUUUUUGUAUAAUGUUUGAAUUAUGAUUUCUAUUUAGUAAAUUUUUGUACAUUCUACAGAAUUUCAUAAACGUUUACUUUUCGGCAAGAGAUAAGCUGAUUUCGGUAUGUCAGGCUAAUUAAUUAAAAUUUUCAGACUUUUGGAAACUUAUUUUGAAAGAGGAAUCUAAAAUGUUUCGUUUGUAUAAGCUCUAAGAUUUGUACUGAAAUUUGUGUAACAUGAUAGUUGCAAAGUACUCUUUGUCAUAAAGUAUGCCAAUCAUUUCGUUGUAAAUUAUGGAACGCCGGUACUGCAUUGCUUUGUAAUGUAUAAAUGUAUAUGUUUGCAAGUAUUGUACUAUGUAUUUAAUAUGUAAUUGUAAUUUGAAAUUAUUGUGUGCCAAUCUAUAGCAUACCUAUACAAUGUCCGUUUUGUUGUAUGGUAGUUGUUCCGAUGGUUGUUGUCCCUAGUUCGUCCAUCCUGUCACAAAAAAUCCUUCUAUAAAUAUAUUGAAGACACACAAAACAUGUAUGUAAUUGCAUAUGACGUGAUGAAUUUACAUGAAAAUAUAAAAAAUAGUGUUUUUCUCACCUAAAUUCUGUUUAGGAUCAGCUACUGGUAUUUGUGGAACAUGAAGUUAAUAUUCAGUGGCAGUGAGUAUAAUUAAAGAAAAAGCUAUACACCAAGACAUUGUUAGCCAUGACUCUAAUGCAGUGUCACUUCGAUUAUGUUGUUCUGGUAUUUCAGUUUGACCAAAUACUGGAAGAACAGGCUUCAAAUUACCCAAAAAAGCUUAUUCGGAUUUUCCUUGGUCCUUAGCAAUUUAGGUCCUUGAACUGGUUACCAUUGGUUCAAAGCGUUGAACAGUAAACUCUCUGUCAUGUACAUAAAAUUAAGAUUGGUAAAGCCCCUGAGUACCUGAAUGAUAAAUAUGUACCCCUUAGCUCAAUGCAUGAGCAAUGCACAAGGUUUAGAGUAACUGCUUUCCCUGGUCAGGAUUCCAGCGUUUGUUUUUGUACAACGAUACUGGGCAUUUCUCAUUGCCCAAGGUUGAAAGCUUUGGUAAAAAGACAUUUGCCUCCAACGGUAUUGUUUUGUGGAAUCACAUUCCGCAGGAUCUUAGAUAGAUUACUUGUCAUUCAAAGUUCAAACAUGCCAUCAAAAUCCAAAUAAUGGCCAGUUAGUUUAUAUACUUUCUAAUUUCCUUUUUAUAUAGUCACUUUUAUGUUGCGCAUGAUAUAUAUUUCUGUUAUUAAUACUGAUCCCUAGGUGUGUAAUACUUGCAAUAAUGUAAUAAUACAUAAAACUAAAUUAUCUGUGAUACACUUGAUUUCAAGAUUUAAUUUGCAAUUUCAUAGUUAAAACAAAUACAUAAGUUUCUGUGUCAUGCCGCCAAAUGGAAGUAAAAGGAACUCUAUCUAAUAGCUGAGGACCAAAGCUGAUUUAUAUCUCAAAAUACUUCAGUGAAAUUCAUAGAAGUAAGCUUUUUAUAACGUUAUCAAAACUUUGGGGAUUUUUAUGACCUAAUAAACGUAGUGAGCGGACAUGUUUUCUUGUCCUGAUAAAAAUCGGUAUAUGAUUUAGGACUAUAGGAAUUACAUUAACAAAUUAAAUCAUGCAAUCUGAUAAAUAGAAUAUAAUUGAUGCAAAUAUGAUUUAAGGAGGUAAGUUACCUUAAUAUUUGUAUGUGCGCAUGUCCAACCGGAAGCUAACGUGACGAUUUACGACGACGUUUACGACAAACUAAAUUUGUAUAUCCAUCCUUCUGGGGGAAAAUCAUGAACCUGUUUCCUAUCUGAUGCUUCAUGGUUAUAUAAUGCAAAACUGAUGAAUACAUUGCUGCAGAAACGCUUCGAAACAGUGUUGCCUUAAAAUGACCUCACUGACGUCAUGACGUUACGUGUCAGUUACCGCGCAAAAUUUAUAGAUUUAAUUUUGAAAGUACGUAAUUCUGUGCAAUUUCUCUACUUUAAUUAUUUUCAAACAGCCAUUACUUGCUGAAAUAUUUUUUAUGAGUAGGCGGAAAUGACGUUUCCGCAUGUAAAGACAUUAGAUAUUUAUAAAUCUCUACUAGACAAAGUUAGAAGAGCAAAUAAUCAAACAGAGGUGACAAUAUGUAAUAUUUGCCCACGUGAAGACACAGAUGUAACAGACUUUAAACAAUCAUUGCAGAUCUUGCCAGCCACUGGAAUAUAAGAUGCAUUGACGCAUUUACACCGUUCUAUGGAAGGGAACACGUUCUAACCAGUCGUUAUUUUAAUGAGCCGAAUAGAAUUCAUCUGUUAUAUUCUGGUAAAAAACGCUAACUUGUUACAAUAAAUCAUGAAGUAAAUAUUAUGUCAAAUUUCGACACAUGUACCUUUCAGCAAAAUUCGCUUAUAUGCCCCAGGUUUUAUCAAGGAAAGCGUCAGGCCAAGCAGGAUAUUUCAUUGCACUAUUUGCAAUGUAAACAAUCAUAAAACAUGUGACAAUAGAAAUCGCCACGGGGCAUUCACAGGAAAAUUCUACAACUGUAAUAACACUGGACAUAUAUCCCGCUAUGGCAAAGUUCAGUCAGGAGGAUCUUAGAGAACUGGGUUCACAACUGGCACACAUACUGAGUUGAAAGCUCAGCUCAGAGAUGAAAUUAUACAGGAGUUAAAAUGUGACAUACUUGGCAUUGUCAACCAAGAUACUAAACAUCUACAGGAUGAGGUGAGUUCUCUGAAAACUUAAAUAUUAAUAUUAAAAGCACACGCGGAAUCAUCUCAAUUCUAGCAUGAUGAACUGACACAAAAUGUGCGUGGUAUGAAUCUAGAUAUUUCAGGAAUUCCAGGAGGUACUGGCAGGACCAAUGAAGAUAUUGAAUCUAAAAUUCUCGAAGAAGCCAGGAAGAGAAAUAUCCACCUCACAAGCCGUGACGUUGAUAAGUGCCACAGGAAAGGUAAAACUGUAUAUAACGUUAACAGAAGAGUGAUUAUCAAAUGCACUAUUUCGAAGGUUGGCAGCGCCUGUAUGCUUCUCUAGGAAGUUAUAAGUCGAUGGUAUAUAAGUACAGGAAAAUUUGACUCCUUAUCAUGAAAGUCUGGCCUUCCAUGCGCGACAGUUAAAAAGAGGAAAAUACAUAACAAAAUGAUGGGUAGCAGGCUGUAAGGUGUAUGUUCAGCUGCGAAAUGAGAAACCACGUUCGAGUGAUAUUGGGCAGGGAUGUGAUCUAGGAGAUAAGAGACAAGGGUUCGUUCGCAACCCGGUGAAAGUGCAUAGUUUGACAGCUGUCAAAUACUGUGACCAUGAAUAGAAAGUUUAUAUACCUGUAUAUUGUAUAUUGUAUAACAUAGCAGAAGAAAUUGAAAUCGUUGUAUAUUUGUCAUACGUACUCCACUUGAAAAAGAGACAAAACUUUAAUACACAUGUAUAUCCAUUUUGUACAUUCUUACUUAUUCCAGUUUUUUCUUUGAAUGUAAGAAGACUCCAUAAAUCAAUUAUUUCUUAAUUUUGCGAAAAUCACACUUACUUCUAAUUAGACAGUUCAGGGGAAACAAUUCAUACGACAACAAUGUCUCUUAAUGUAAAAGUUAUUAAUCUUUAUCCAUAUUUUUUAUUCUUCGUAAGGUACUUAAUAUCUCAUAUUAUGUGUAUAUUUAUUUGGUUGCUUUUAGUGUAAAAUUUAGGUGUAUCUUCCACGAGAGAACACGGUAUGCAACAUUUUCACGAGUUGGCAUAGCCACAAGUGAAAAUGUAAGACAUUUGUUACUGAGUAGAAGAUAUUUUGAUAGGCAACUUUCUUUUUUCCCCCUUUGUUUUGACUAAAUUAACUUAUUUUGUAGUUGUUUUAUAAUUUCAUACCUUAGAAAUGUACUUUUGAUAUUAACCAUUGUUAAAAAAUAAUCAAAUGUAUUUCACACUAUUAUUUCAAUAGUUUGCUGAAAUAUUAUUAUAAUACGCUAUGUAUCAACGCCUGUAUGCCCGUCGGCAUACUUAGUCUGUCUGUAUUCCUGUCGAUUAUGUAAAUAUUUAUGUCUUUCAGCUAAAUUAAUGUUGUUUAUUUU